This is a messenger RNA of Oryzias melastigma (Indian medaka), 2877 nucleotides long. RefSeq names its product homeobox B5a (gene hoxb5a). The transcript has 2 exons. The record is from RefSeq and is a predicted model, not a curated record. Gene Ontology annotation, biological process: anterior/posterior pattern specification; regulation of transcription by RNA polymerase II. Gene Ontology annotation, molecular function: DNA-binding transcription factor activity, RNA polymerase II-specific; RNA polymerase II cis-regulatory region sequence-specific DNA binding. Gene Ontology annotation, cellular component: nucleus. The coding region runs from base 1500 to 2420 and encodes 306 amino acids. Lineage: Eukaryota; Metazoa; Chordata; Actinopteri; Beloniformes; Adrianichthyidae.
UAAUAUUUAUAGUGUAUUAUUUAUGUUUAUUCCCAUAUUUAGCUCGUGCACAUUUAUAUUUUGUGUUUUUAGGGUUUUUUGGUAAAACAGCAGCUGAGUUUCUGUUAAUUUCCAAGCAAAAAAUAUGGAUAAAUGUCCGCCUCAUCUUCUGCAUUUGUACUUGCUGAAGAGCAGAUGAUUUUUUAAAAGCUGUCUGAUUAUCCAGCACUACCCCCCACACCCCCACCCUGCUGACCCUGGGUGUGAGCGUAAGGCCGUGCCGUGUGUGAAAUGUGGCCCACAACUGACCGCCCUCCCAUAGAGAGCACUCAUUUGUGUCACUUCACACACACAAAAAAAUCUGGAAUUCCUCAUCCGUUCAGUCAGUGUGUCAGGGUUACACCAGAACGCGCACACUCACGCGCACCGCGGCUGAAAUGCAUCCCGAGCCGGGAAAUCAACAAAUCAUAAAUCAGCCGAUUUGUGCGCAGCGUGGAUGUCAGAGAUCAGCUUCAGCAUUCCUCCUCUGCAGCUGCAGGAGAGGAGACAAGAAUGAUUUGUUUUCCAAAGAUGAUGCGGAGGUUCUGUUGAUAAAACUCAUAUUCUAAACAAGACGGAUCGCUUCUGCUUUUCUUUUGCUUCAAGUAACCAGCAUGUUGUUCUUUGUUGCUUCCAAUGGAAUGAUUGUAUUAUUUUUUCUUAUCUCAUCUUUCUGUUCCUGUUCCAGACUGCCUUCCCUCGUGUGUGCGCGUGCGCGGUGGGGCUUUAAACCCUCCGUGAACCCUCGGCUGAAGCUGUUAAGCAGCGCGCUGUUAUUGGUUUGUCUGCAGUGUUCAUUAUUAACGGGUUACUUUAUGGCUUCUGGUCUCGGGCUUCUAAUUUCCAGCCUCAGCAAAGGUCAAUUAACAGGCCUGAGUGAUGACAAACACACGCACACGCACGCACGGAGCGUUGGGAGUGGGGUGGGGGUGGGCUGAGGCCCCCUUUAGAUUUUAUUUUUAUUUUUUCAAGUGCCCACUUUCUCAGACUGGGCCUCGAAGGUGCAAUAAAUAAUACGAGCGGUAGGUGGCGCUCUGAACCCACCCCCGACACUUCUGAGAGGACGGCGGAGGGAGGGGGGUUUCUUUUCCCCGCCCAGCCCUUCAUCAUCACAAUCCUCUGCGCCUGAAUUACCUUUCUAAAGUCAUCGAGGAGAAUUUACAACUGGUCAACAAAAUCACGUGACCACACCCCUCCUCCCCGCUUUCUCUCUCUCUCGCUCUCUCCUCCCUCACCUCACCCCUCACCUCCCCCAUUACACACGUACACACACAUCUAGAUCCAACACACAUUCGCCACCCCCACCCCCAUGUUUGGACGGCUCAUACGGAGCUUAAAAAGCAAGUACAGUGCAACGCCAUAAUUCACUAAUACGUCAUAAAUCGUUGAAAGUGCCCGCGUUGUAACGACCAAGAGAAAACUCACAAAUCAAGCGCCCCUCACAACUCAGCUGUUCGCCUGCAACUCUCCCAAACAACUAAAUGAGCUCUUACUUUGUGAACUCGCUGUCGGGGCGCUACCCGAGCGGCUCCGACUAUCAGCUGCUGAAUUAUGGAGGCGGCGGCGGCGCAAUGAACAGCGGGACGUUCAGGGACUCUGCCAGCAUGCACCACGCGCCGGGCUCCUACGGCUACACCUACAAUGGCAUGGAUCUGACCGUCACCAGCCGGGGAGGAGGCACCGGCACCGGCAGCGCCGCGGACACCGGAGGACACUUCGCGGACUCCAGAGGCUUCGGCUCCGCGGAGAGGGGCUUCAGACAGCCGUCCAGCUGCUCCCUGGCCUCCGCGGCGGACUCCCUCCUGUCACCCGGCAUCGAGAAGAGCAAACUGGCCGCUCAGAGGUCGUCCCCGCACGCGGAGCAGGCAGGAAGCGGCAGCCUGUGCUCUCCGAACCUGUCCUCCUCCUCCGGUUCCUCCGGGGGGGCCGCGGCGCAGCGCUUCGCCGAGCUCGACGACGCACUGACCGAGACAGAGGAGCUGCAGCACACAGACGCCGCGCGCGGGAACAACCCGCCGCCCACGAGCGGCCACUCGCAGCCGGUGCAGAAGCAGGAGGGCGAGCCGGCGGGAACAGCUGGCGGCGGCACGGACAGCGACCCCCACACACCUCAGAUCUUCCCCUGGAUGAGGAAGCUGCACAUUAGCCAUGAUAUGACGGGCCCCGACGGGAAACGGGCGCGGACAGCGUACACGCGCUACCAGACUCUGGAGCUGGAGAAGGAGUUCCACUUCAACCGCUACCUGACGCGGCGGAGGCGCAUCGAGAUCGCGCACGCGCUCUGCCUCACGGAGCGCCAGAUCAAAAUCUGGUUCCAGAACCGGAGGAUGAAGUGGAAAAAGGACAACAAGGUGAAAAGCAUGAGCCUCGCCGCACCGGGGGGCAGCCACUUCCAACCGUAGAAUAUACUCUGAAAGACAGCAUCCAUCCACUCAUCCAUCCACCCACUCACCCAUCCAUCCUUCUAUCCAUCCACUCACUCAUCCUCCAGCCCUCUUUGCGUCCAGCGUCUCGCCUCGUUGAGGCUCCAAAGGAGAAAACGAGGCGAGCGGGAAAAAAAUGAAGAAAACUUGAAGACAAAUGCAGAAAAUGGAGAAGAAAACGACGGUGAUGAAGUGUGUCCUCAACGGGUUCCAAAUCCAGAUGUAAAAACUCUUUUUGUCAUCGUAUUUCCAGCUGUAAUGUACUGUACAGCAGCGGCACUUUGUAUUUGUUCAUUGUUUUGUUUUUAGUUGUUUUUUCUUUUUGGUCUUUCGGGGCAACUUGUAAGUUAUAUGUAUGUGUGGUACUAGCUCUUUAAAAUAAAAAAGAGUUUAUAGAAAACACAUCAGCAUUCACACAACCAAAAAAAAAAAAAAA